Messenger RNA from Closterium sp. NIES-65, 2922 nucleotides. The record is from the annotation of a GenBank genome assembly. NCBI's taxonomy places the organism in Eukaryota, Viridiplantae, Streptophyta, Zygnematophyceae, Desmidiales, Closteriaceae.
AUGGCAUCCCUUCCCGCCUCUCUCCACCGCACCUCACCAAUCUCUCUCCCGGCGGUGCUCCUCCUCUUGCUGCUGCUGCAUGCAGCAGCCAUUGCGCUUUUCACUCGCGGAUUCCUCCUCACGCGCGUGGAGCUAUCAGUCCGAAGCACGCCUGCAGAUCGCACGGCGUGGCGAUCGGGUACUGGGGAAUUUCUGAAAUACACAGACGGAGGAGAAGGCGGGGAAACUGGAGGAAAAAAAGGUUCUGGAGAGGGGAUUGGAAGAGGCGAAUGCGGGAUCCACGGGAAUGACGGGGAUCGGAAUUCUCAGAGGACCGAGGACUUUGAGCAAGAUGGAGGGGGUCUGAAUGCGUUGUAUGACAAGGUUGUGAUUGUCGUGAUUGAUGCUGCGAGGUUCGACUUUGUCGCCAACACCACCAGCUAUAACCAAGGGCGGCCUGGAUCGUGGAUAGGGCGGUUGAAGGCGGUGGGGGAGAUAGUGAAAUCUAUGGGGCAUGGUGCUGCUCUCUUCCGAUUCACUGCCGACCCUCCUACCACCUCGUUGCAGAGGAUUAAGGGGCUGACAACGGGUGGACUGCCCACGUUCAUUGACGUGGGCAGCAGCUUCGGCAGCUACACCAUCACAGAGGACAACUUGCUCUUCCAGUUGCUGAGCGUGGGGAGGCGCCUGGAGAUGAUGGGCGAUGACACAUGGCUGGACGUCUUCCCCUCCGCCUUCAACCGAUCCACGCCCUUCCCCUCCCUCGUGGUCAAGGACAUCCACACAGUGGAUGACGGUGUGUUGGCCAACAUAUUCCCAGCUCUCAACCGGGAUGACUGGGACCUCCUCAUCGGCCACUUCCUAGGCGUGGACCACGUGGGGCACACCUUUGCAGUGGACUCACCCAUCAUGGACACCAAGCUCGACCAGAUGAACCAAAUGAUGCUCGACGUGGUGGCAGCAAUGAAGGCGCAGGCACACAGGGGCGGCAGGCACGAGCGCUCGCUGCUGCUCUUCAUGAGCGACCAUGGGCAGACGCUCACAGGGGACCAUGGGGGAGGCACUCCCGAAGAGGCUCAUGCCUUCCUCCUCGCAGUCUCCAUGCAACCACCACCACACCCACUGCCUGCCUUUCUCUCUGCCUGCCCCUCCCCUGUACGUCCUACUCUCUUGAACCAAGAGCAAGCAGGGGAAAAGGACAUGGCGCAAAGGGCUGGCGGUGGUGAAAAGGAAUGUUUUGAGGAGCUGCCGCAGAUUGAUUUCACUCCAACACUCUCCGUGCUUCUGGGUGCUCCCAUCCCCUUCGCCAGCGUGGGCAAAGUCAACCCGCACAUGCUCGCACUCUCCCCUGCUGCCUGGGAACCACUGCAACCACCAGCACCCACAUGCAAUCACACAGAAUUGAACUUAAAAAAUCGCACUGAGGAAGGCAGCAAAAUAGAUCCAGCUGUGCGUUUCCUCUCCCGCCUCUCUUCUGCUCUCAUGAUGAACGCAUGGCAGGUGCAUCGCUAUCUCUCUCGCUACUCCAACGAAGCCCCCUCGCCCUUCCCGCACCAGCCUUUCACUCACCUGAAACAACUCUACACACACGCACAAUCCACAGCCACCCCCCUUCUCUCCUCCUCUCGCACACCCUCCCGCUCCUCCUCUCUCAUCUCCUCCAUCCAAGCUCAUCUCGCCUAUCUCGAUGGUGCUGCAGCCCUAGCUAGAUCCCAAUGGACUCAUCACCCCCUCCCUCACUCCCUCACUCCCUCACUUCCUCCCUGCCUCACUCUCCCUCUCCCCCUCUCUCCCUCUCUCCCUCACUCCCUUCCUACCUCACUUCCUCCCUCGCAUGCUGCCAUUGCUCCCUACCUUGGCUGCCGCUCGUUUUCCCUUCUCACACCACUUCCCUUGCGUGAUUUGAUAAACCUUGGCGGAGGGACACGUGGCGGCUUUCCUGCUGGCCACGUCAGCACUGCUUCACCUCCGGCAGUCCCUUGUGGCGGGCAGCUGGAGGGGCGUUGUGCAGUGCGUUUCUCGAUAGAUAUUCCUUCCGCCUUCUCCUCUGUUGCGCUGGCCUAUAUUAAGUGGUUCAUUUGGGGCCUCCUCUCUGCUUCUAGUCAACGCCUUGCUCAUAGCCUUGGGUCUCUCCGCCUCGCACAAGCUCUCCUAUCCCUUCCCAUGCCGCCCUAUCCCUUCCCAUACCUCCGAUUCUUCUGCCGCUUUCUCUCCAAAAUUCUCCUGAUACGUGCUUCUCCUGCUGCUCCUGUUGCUGGCGGAAGCAAGCACGAGGGGAGUGGGAAGAGCAGGAAGAAGAAGAAGGAUGGUGUGGUGCAGACUGCUGAAAAGGCUCCAGAAUUUGAGCAGCAGCACAAUGGUCUUGUUUCAAUGCCACAGCAGCUUCCUGGGUAUGGUGUGCGGCAGCAGCAGCAAGCGCAGGAGCAGAAGCUUGGCCGUACCCUCAUUCAUCUGAUUGGACUGUUUGGCGUGCCCAUUAUACUCGUCGGUGGUCGGUCCAUCCCCGUAAUUCUGCUGCUCGGCGCCCUCCAAGGAAUGCUCUUUCUCAGCUUGAGUCACAGCCAUGCCUCAGUCCCAUCAUUCAUCCUGUGCUGUGUUGAGUGGAGCCUGCUCUCCUUCCUCCUCUUCUUUGCCUCAGGCCAUGCGUGCACAUUUGAUGGAUUGAGGUACACAGCUGCCUUUACUGGGUUCAAUGACUUCCAGUACCAUCGCCAGGGAGGCUUGCUAGCGCUAGACACGUUUGGCUUCUCCCACCUCAUACCAGCCCUCGCCAUACCUCUUUUGGCAUUACUGGCACAUCCACGAACUCUGGACUCGCUGACACAAAUAUCAAUGAAGGCUUUUUUGUUGUUCCUCUUCCCCCGAGUGAUGGCUACGUUCACAACUACAGCAUUUGUUGCUGGGAUGCGACGCCACCUUAUGGUAAUCAAGCAGCAGCACUGA